CACAUCCCCCUCUCUGUUACCCAUAAUCUCUAUAAAGAUCAGAGGAGAGAGAAAGUGAGUGUUUUUCUGCCUCUUGUUCUUCUUCUUAAAAGCUUUCCGCGAGUGCAAAAAAUGUCGCUGCUUUCGGAUCUCGUGAACCUCAAUCUCUCAGACACCACCGAGAAGAUCAUCGCCGAGUACAUAUGGAUCGGCGGAUCUGGUUUGGACGUAAGAAGCAAAGCAAGGACUCUUCCUGGACCAGUUAGUGAUCCUUCAAAGCUUCCCAAGUGGAACUAUGAUGGUUCCAGCACAGGGCAAGCGCCUGGAGAAGACAGUGAAGUGAUUUUAUACCCUCAAGCAAUUUUCAAGGAUCCAUUUAGGGGAGGUAACAAUAUACUGGUCAUAUGUGAUGCCUACACUCCAGCAGGAGAACCUAUUCCAACAAACAAGAGACAUGCUGCUGCAAAGAUAUUUAGCCACCCUGAUGUUGCUGCUGAAGAGCCCUGGUAUGGUAUUGAGCAGGAGUACACCUUGCUGCAGAAAGAUGUCAAGUGGCCCCUUGGGUGGCCCGUUGGUGGUUACCCUGGCCCUCAGGGACCAUACUACUGUGGUGUUGGUGCUGACAAGGCCUUUGGGCGUGACAUUGUUGACGCUCACUACAAGGCUUGCUUAUAUGCUGGCGUCAACAUUAGUGGCAUUAAUGGAGAAGUGAUGCCAGGACAGUGGGAAUUCCAAGUUGGUCCUUCAGUUGGUAUCUCUGCUGGAGAUGAAUUGUGGGUUGCUCGGUACAUUCUUGAGAGGAUAACAGAGAUUGCUGGAGUGGCCGUCUCUUUUGAUCCAAAGCCAAUCCAGGGUGAUUGGAAUGGAGCUGGUGCUCACACAAAUUACAGUACCAAGUCCAUGAGAAAUGAUGGAGGAUAUGAUGUCAUCAAGAAAGCCAUUGAGAAGCUGGGGUUGAGGCACAAAGAACACAUUGCUGCAUAUGGAGAAGGCAAUGAGCGUCGUCUAACUGGGCGACAUGAAACUGCUGACAUCAACACCUUCUUAUGGGGUGUUGCAAACCGUGGUGCAUCUAUUCGAGUUGGCCGAGACACAGAGAAAGCAGGCAAAGGCUACUUUGAAGACAGGAGACCUGCUUCAAACAUGGACCCGUAUGUCGUUACUUCCAUGAUUGUGGAGACCACCAUCCUGUGGAAGCCAUAAAUUGCCCUGGUGGUUCCAUUCACCUUUGCUACAUGUCUUUCGAAUGUUUGGGAAGGAAAAAUUCGUAGGAUCCAUUAUUCAGUUGAAUUUAUGCUUAAAAGCGCACUAGAUUAGCUUCCGUAUUUUUCCUGACAUUUUCAUUGUGCCUCUUCCCAAGUAGCGAGGUGACUUUAUUGUUUCCUUGUCACAUGAUUCUGUCAUUUGUGUUGAAUAAUGGCCUAAUAAAACGUUAUGAAAUGGCUGGCUUCUGCUUUUGGGGAAUGAUGAAGUAUGAGUUUAGUUCAUCAUCUACUAUAUUUGCUUGAAUGAAAUGUGGUCAAAUCUUUGUUUCUUUAGAAAUGAAUUGAUGGUCUAUAUUUUGAGGGCAUGUUUACACAUUCGAAUGCAAGGAUAACAGGAGUGUUUUCUCAUUCCUUCCAUUCCUGUGUUCACAGUUUAUUUACUAAAGUAGAAAUGCAGUUGUAAUUUCUAAUGUUCAAGUUGACACUUGAAUCAGAUGUUUGAUUUCCUUA
This is a messenger RNA of Morus notabilis, 1694 nucleotides long. Its product is annotated as glutamine synthetase nodule isozyme. The transcript has 12 exons. NCBI's taxonomy places the organism in Eukaryota, Viridiplantae, Streptophyta, Magnoliopsida, Rosales, Moraceae. Gene Ontology annotation, molecular function: glutamine synthetase activity. The record is from RefSeq and is a predicted model, not a curated record. Gene Ontology annotation, cellular component: cytoplasm. The coding region runs from base 112 to 1182 and encodes 356 amino acids.